Messenger RNA from Ustilago hordei, 3063 nucleotides. RefSeq lists its product as uncharacterized. The coding region runs from base 1 to 3063 and encodes 1020 amino acids. The transcript has a single exon. Lineage: Eukaryota; Fungi; Basidiomycota; Ustilaginomycetes; Ustilaginales; Ustilaginaceae. The record is from RefSeq and is a predicted model, not a curated record.
AUGUCCAAGUUUCCCAAUCAUGGCCUCUUCGCUAGGACUGCUGCUGCCUCGACGCGCUCCUCCUCGAUCAUAGCCCAUGCAAGCAGGCGUGCUCCACGACGCCGAUCAGCUGCCAUCACACCACUCGCCUCGCUUUUGCUGCCCAGCUCGAGUACCGCCUCUUCCUCUAGCGCCAGCACCAACAUCAGUGCAUCGCAACCAUCUUCUUCACAAACGCCUUUCAUUGGCCCUCUCACCCUAGCCGCUUCGCAAAACGCCUCGGCUCAGCAGACGCCCAGCAACACUGAUACCCGCAACGAUACUACCGCAUCCUCGUCAAACCCAUACAAUCACCACGACCUAGAUCAGCGAUGCGCUCCCGAAUCCUAUGCUGAGCAUGCUUUAAACAGCACGCGAGCAUCCGAUUCGCAAUCCCGCGCUUUCGUCCAUCUUCUCGAAAGCGAUCUGACCUUUGCAGCAUCCACACUUGCCUUGGCAGAUGUGCCAUUCUCUACAUCAGCACACUCGCAUCUCUUUGCAUCGCCAAACACCCCCUCAGCCACUUUCUCAGCUGCAGCUCGUCAUCUCGCAAGGGCGCAGGCCUCCGCUUUCCCGCUUCCUUCUCUAGACCGUGCGUCACCCCAUCCCAAUGCUUCAGCCUAUUCAUUACCCCAUGCACGCGGCGUUCACAUCUUCUACCCAAAUGCAGCUGCAUCCCAUGCACUCAGCAGCGUGACAAGCUCGUCAUUGGAGUCGCCUUACAAUCUCUCUGGCCUCAAUGGCCGCUCAUUGCCGCCAAGCAAGAGGUCAUUUCAAAGAUCAAGAGAUGCUUCACGGCAACCAGCCGAUUACGUUCCCCUGUGGAACGCAUCCACCGCCCCAGGGCCUUCCACUUAUUCCCGCACUACCCAGCAGAGCGACUCGGCAUUGCUCGAGGAGCGUCUUGAAAAUCUUGCUCUACUUCCUCAUGAUGCUUCCAGCUCAGAUCUUCUUCGCAACCCUGCCUUUGAUGUUCCAACCAAUCUCCUUGCCAGUGGCCCACUGCCUUCAGACUUCCGAUCCAACAACCCUCUCGAUCACGUUGACCAUGCAUCAGCUACGUCUUACAGGCACACCGCCUCAGCAGUCUCCCAUCAAGCGUUUGCGGAUUUCGGUCGUGGCCCUUCUCACUCGACGUGCGACUCACACUCGGAUGCAUAUUUCUCAAGUCACCCAGGAACUGUCAACUGGACAGAUAACGACAACAGGAGCUCCGCAAGGCAGUCUUCCUCUUCGUCCUCUUCCAAAUCAUCGUCGAGCUCAUCAUCUUCCAAAUCAUCUCGCUCACCAACCCCGACCAUCUCAGCUCGUCCUCAUCUCGCCACUUCCUCCGCCAAGCAGGACUCCUCGGGCAGUCACGGGAGCGGCUCGAGUACGCCAACGAGUAACAAGGGUCUUUCGCCUUACCAGAUCGAGAACGCACUUCUCGGUCCGACAUCGCUUCUCACAACCGCAACACAUGCCGCCCGAGCCAACUACGAUCAACGCCGCCGCGCCGCAGCCGCAGCACUAACCGAAACAUCAGAAGCAGCAAAUCAGCCACCACUAUGGACAGCCUCUCUCUCUUCGCCCAAACAUCGCAAGUUGCACUACGCCUUCCAGCACGGCGCCUAUGGUAUUCCGAAGCGCCAUCCUUGGGCUGCUGUCCGUGGCAACGGCAACCGAGUUCAGCCAACGCCAGCCAAACCUCUUGCUAGGUCAGGUGCUGUUGGGAUGCUCGCUGCAGCAGCCGACUUUCUCACAGGCUCUGCAGGCCCUUCUGCACCAUCAGCACCGAAAGCGAAACUUGGCGGCGAGGCACUUGUCGCAGAGGAUGGUCGACGUCUUGGUCUCAACUCGCCCAUCCGCGAACAUGGCAGGGUCGUCCAAGAUCGCCUCCAGUCCGUUCAGGUCGGCGAAGAUGCUUACUUCCUGCGAUCAGAUUCCAUCGGUGUCGCAGAUGGCGUCGGAGGCUGGGCCUCGCGCGCUGGCGCCGAUCCCGCCCUCUUCUCCCGCCUUCUCAUGCACUUCUGCGCCGCCGAGCUGAGCAAGUUCGAUGACUUGAGCGCUGAUGAGCUGGUAGCUCAUGGCGGCAAGAAGCUCAAGGAAUGGGAACAGCUCGAUCCAGUCGAAGUCAUGCACAUCGCAUGGGAACGUUGUGUCCGUGCUUCUCGUCGUGAAGGUAUUCUCGGAUCAUCGACGGCGCUCCUCGCAGUCCUCAGAGGCGACGAGCUGCGCAUCGCCAAUCUCGGUGAUUGCGUCCUGCUCAUCAUCCGUGCAGGCGAGCUUCUCUUCCGCUCUACCGAACAACAGCAUUCUUUCAACUUCCCCGUCCAACUUGGUAUGAUGGGUCACACAGCAGAGAGCGUCACCAUUGCUGCUAAUCGCACCCUCGCUCGCGAUGGCUUCCUUCAGUCUGGCGCCUCCGACGAUCUGGAUGACAAUGCCCCCAACCCGCUUGGGACUACUACGCCUGCAUCCAUGGAUGAAGCUCGAAAGGGCAAGCCCAACAUCUCUCCCGCUGUCGAUGGCGACGAAGCGGAAGAAGCCGAAUGGGAUGAACCACGUCGCGAUGCUGGCCGUUGGUCCGUCAAGGUACAGAAAGGCGACAUCAUCGUCGUUGGCAGCGAUGGGCUCGUAGACAACUUGUUCGAUGAGGACAUUGUAGAGGAAGUUCUCAAAUUCGCUCCACCUCCUGUAUCGCAAGUGUCCAUCCCGGAAGACGACAAAGUCUCACUAGAGGAUGGAAAUCGCAUCAUCGAGGGAGAGGAGGACUAUCGACUGCCGGAUGACUUUGACCCCCAAUUGGUGUCGGAAGCUCUCUGUUCCCGAGCCAAGGCUGUCUCAGAAGACUCUCGUGCUGUCAGCUCGCCCUUCCAGCAACGAGCCAUGGAGGAAGGUCUCCACUAUGUUGGUGGUAAGCACGACGACAUCUCUGUUGUAGUUGCUGUUGUCGGGGACCCUUCCGAACGCCUCACCAAAGCCGGCUAUUCUGUCGGAUCAGAGCAAGGCGGCCCGAUUGGCUCAGACCUUGGUCGAGGCGGAGCUGGACAAGUUCCGGUCUGA